Molecule: messenger RNA, 4932 nt
Organism: Sycon ciliatum
Lineage: Eukaryota; Metazoa; Porifera; Calcarea; Leucosolenida; Sycettidae
Product: metabotropic glutamate receptor 2-like
Exons: 3
Coding region: 673-4083 (1136 amino acids)
Biological process (GO): regulation of synaptic transmission, glutamatergic; G protein-coupled glutamate receptor signaling pathway
Cellular component (GO): plasma membrane
Molecular function (GO): adenylate cyclase inhibiting G protein-coupled glutamate receptor activity
Source: RefSeq, a predicted model, not a curated record
AGAGUCAGAGAGAACUAAACUGGAAAGUUAGCUACUACUAGUAGAUGAUGUUGGCGCUACCUCUGGUGUAUGAUAGGGCCUAUCUUCUCUGCGGAUCGGACGGCAAAAGCCUGGGUUAGCGCUAGAACUUACUUACAACAACAGCUGUAAGUUGUUAACUUUUAAACGUCUUAUUGUUAGUUGACCACGCUACAUAGUUUUCCACUCAUAAUAAUUACACUGCGCACUGUCGUCCCAUUUUUUCUAUAAUUAUUUUCAGCUGGCGUGUAUUAAAAUUAUUGCGGCAUAUCAAGGUGCCCUGCGUGCAGCCCGCCGACUUCAUAACUACUUCACCGCGGCCUCAGGAUCCAGCAACGCCGACACCACACUGAUCGCUUGCGGGCACCAGCGAGUUACCUCGAUAUCGGCACGUUCGUAUGGUCUACACGCCAGAAACGGAAUAAUCCGGCAAUCAGCGUGUGCUAGUGACGCCAGAUCAUUAUUGUAGAACUAGUCUGCAGUAUGCUGUCGACAUGUCGGUGAGGUGAUGGCAUGGUGUCACGCGGGUUGUUUCUGUGACAGGCCGGCUAGCUGUUACUAAAAAAGAGUGCUUGUGGUACGUUUAGCAGCGCCUGUUGUGUCACACUCGAGAGAGAUUACAGACAUGUGAACUUGCGGUAGUGUAACAGUGAUAUGUGGCGUUCCGAGUUCCCCCUGGCCCUGUUUUUGCUGCUGUGCGCGGGCAUCGUCACACGGCGGUGCGCGCUGGCUCAACUCGGCACCCAGCACCCGACGCUGACCGGUGAGCGGUUCCCGGAGAUUUGCCAAACCGUCUGGAGCGGCACGUCGACGGAUACGAGGAUUUGGUCCAGCGUGCACGGCAUGAUCAACUCCUUCCAUGGCAGCUACUCAUUGGAGACCAACAGGUGUUCACAUUUUCUCGGAUGGGAGGCGUUCCAGAAGAUAGCAUCGCUUGCUUUCGCUCUCGACUCUCCAGGGGAUAAAUCCCAGGACCCAGUGGCUCAACUCGUUGAGAUUUUCAGCUCCACAUUUAUCAUUCUCAUUAAGGACUCGUGUUCUUCAAACCUGCUCUCAUCCGCUCAGGCACAGUCACUGCUAGCAUUCACGCUGGAAGACACCCCAGCUGUGGAAACGUACCAGUCACAGGAUGUGCCCAUCAUGGAUCUGGAUAUUAACAUUACGAGUCUUCGCUACACGGCCGCCAAUUGCGGCAACAGAAAUAUAAGUCGGAAUGGCUGCCGAACUCUGCAGGAUCUACUUGAUAUUCUCCACGAUACGGAUCCCGACGGGCAGAACAUGACGCUGCUGCAGCUAGCCCGCUUUUCGCUGAGCGGCGAGCGUGUUCCCCUCACAAGCUCAAGCCUGUCAGAGCCAGCAGUCAAGGAUAUGCUUCUGCCGUCCUCCAGUCGCGACUGCCUCGCCAUCUCACCGACGUUCUCCGUGUUCCGCGUGCUGCACAUGAGCGCCUGGGCCUCGAGUACUCUGUUCAACAACGUAAAUGAAUACCCGUACUUCUUCCGAGGAGUGCCGUCCGACGAUCAUCAGGCAGUCGCCCUGGCAGAUCUCAUCGAGGAGUUUGGCUUCCAGUACAUAGUCCUGCUUGGUGGAGCAGACGAGGUGUACAGUGGACCAGGUUUCAAGUUGUUGCGGGAGGAGGCGUUCCGUCGUGGGACGUUCUGCUUGGCCGUGCAGGCGCGAUUCUCGGCGGACGACCCGAUCUCCAUACGGUCGGCCAUCGCACAGAUCCGGAACAACCCGGAGGCGCGCGCCAUGGUCGUAUUCGCCACCAUGGCCGACGGAGCGGCACUGCUGCACGCGCUCGGUCGACAAAAUGUCACCGGUCGCAUCCUGCUGGGUAGCGAGGACUGGUUGAAUCGAGUUGACUUCAGCGCGUUUUCCAACACAGUCCUGUCCAUGCCAAUAUUUGGCUACUACCCCGACCCAAGCGCCGUCUUUCUACAUUCGGGACCCAGUGACGUUGUAGUGAAAGCUACGUUUGGAUCUACGGACUUCAUACUGGGAAUGGCCGCGUUGGAACUCGGACGUCUCUACAUCGAGCAGGAGGGAGAUUGUACAUUUCCAAACCCACUGCGCUGCGAGAACCAAUCACGGGCUGACGUUAAGCAGUGCUCGCACGACACCGUGGCGCGUUUCCCGCGCCGACAGCCCACCAUGGCGAUGCCGAUGAUCCGGCUGCUGAGUCUGUACACCAACAUAUCGGUGGUGAUGGACGUGGAGAGGCCGUUCUGCGAGCAGGGCGACUGCACCGUGGUUCUCGGCAGGGUGCCCGCGGACGGGCUGCGCCGCGCCAUGCGAGAGUUCACAGUGCCGUGCCGUUUUCACAACGGAACGCGGCGCGCCCCCUGCCACACGUUCACCGACACCCAAGCGGCGUACCCCGCCUACUCGCUUCGUAUGCUGAGUGUGCCGACGGCAGGUGCUGUUGGUACUGGUACUGGACUGCCAAGUCUACAGGCUAUUGCAAACUGGGACGGCUUUGCUGGACCGGAUCGGAUUACGCGCCUGACCUGGCUCAGAUCUGCCUGUAUCCAGUUCGGUGUGGGCGAGUGCAUCAAUAUGCACGACAGGCGCCAGAGUGGUGAAGAAAAGCAAACUUCGAAAGCAUCCGGUAUUCCUCUCUCCGCGUGCAGUGCACCAUGCAACCCGGGGACUUUCCUGAUUCCCUCCGCCGAUCCGAUGAGGUUUUGCUGUUGGCGCUGCGUAGAGUGUGCGCCUGGUCAAAUCAGUAGCUCUGUGAACGCCAAGAACUGCAGCGCCUGCGCCACUGGACUUAUUGCCAACGGUGCAAGAACAGAGUGUGUCAUGCCGAGGAUAGAAUGUUUCCCCUGGAGUUCCCACUGGACAGGCUUUUUGAUUGCCUGGAGUGUGAUCACAUGCGUUUUCUCCGUAACGAGUUUGGUGUACUUCAUACGCUACCACAAAACUCCGGCAAUCCGCGCCGCUAAUCUGCCCCAUAUGAUAAUCAUUAUGCUGACGCCAAUCCUCUCCAGCAUCGUACACUGGUCAUUUCUGCACUCGUCACGCAGCUCCGAUCUCGUGUGCACUCUCGAGCGCGAGUCCGCGUACUCCGUACCGACGCUGGGCUUCAUCGCUCUCAUGAUGAAGACGAACCGCAUGCGCCAUCUGUUCAACACCUUGCAACUAGUCACGGCUAGUCGAUGGCGCCGCUGGCUGGUGUCUGCAUCCGGUCAAGUCCUGCUCGUCUUAGUCUUGUUCCUUGUCGCGAACGCACUCAGCUCAGUGCCAUCAUUCCUCUAUCCGCCAACUGCUAAACUUGUCCUCGUGAGCGCGGACGCAGCCACGUACGUUUGUGAGCCGAAUUUUACGGCCGAGAUAUUCUCCCUCGUGCCACUGUCGAUAUUUGUGAUCGUGACGGCGGUGCUGGUCUUUCAAACUCGCAACCUGCCGGACGAGUACAACGACUCGAAGCUAAUACUACUGGUGUGCGCUGUGGACUUUGGCGCUUGUUUGGUGUUCGCGGUUGUGUAUUAUAACGACGAGGUGUUCCGACCAGUAGUCGUGCUCCUGCUCGGCCUGUGGAUGAGCACGAGCUUUUCGGUCAUACUGUGUGCGCCACGUAUCUACUGGCAUCGCUACGGUUACGCUCAUCCGAGAGAACGGCCCGGCAGCAGAGCCUACAGGGCUAGCAUGGACACCAGCAGUUAUCAUCGCAAUAGCGACCUACACAUGUCCACCUCUCGCCAGCAAUCGGCACGAUCCAGUUCCCAGGAUGCGAGGAGAUCGUCUCAGUAUAUAACCGAGCCGCCGAGCCGCCUGGAAUCCCUGCAAGGUUCUUUCCGUGAAAACAGUCCCAUGGAAAACGGUCAUGACCACGCAUCAUCCCGUCACAGCAGUACAGUGUUGCCAAUGGUGACCAGGAUAUUAGCGCAGGCAGACACAUCGAGUAAGGAAACCAUCGUUGAGAGUAGCCAUACCAGUAGCAGCAGUAGCAGCAGACGCAACACUCGCACUAGCGACAACAGCAGCAAUAGCUUCAGUGGAAACAAUGGUGGUUGCCAACCAAAUUCGUCGGCAGACCCGGAACCUGAGGGUGGUGAGUAGGUAAACUCGGAAUGGCCGAAGCGUGAGUUGGAGACAUUCUGUGUGACGACAACAGUGAUGUAGACGUGAUAGCAUUGUCAUCAUUGUUUUCUAAACCCUCACUUCCAUCACAUUGAUCUUUCACCUGACAUUGUAACGCACAUGAGACAACCAGAGUGGCGAGUAGGUGGAGUCGGAAUGUCUUAGCCUGAGCUCGAGCCAUCCUGCGUAGUAGACUUGACAGCAUUGUUAUCGCUUUCCUCAGGGUGUGCCUUUUUAUCCUUGUUUUCUACACCCUCACUGCUGUAACAUUGAUUCACAUGCGAUGUAUGUGAGACAAGUCAUCCAACUUCAUCCAAGAGCAGCCCGUGCCUAUAAAGACCAUAAUUAUUGCGUUUCAUUUAAUUUUUUUCAUAAUUCGGAGGGCAAGCACAGCUUUCGGCUUGGUAUAAAUUAAAAUAUUGUUAGCAUAUAUUAUGGCAUAAUACCCCCCCCCCCCCCCCCCAAUGCUCGCCUUCUUCUGUGAUCCCGCAGUAAAACUAAUUUUUAAAAUUGCUAAAUAGAAAGAAAUGUACAUGCAUAUACUGUGGGCGCUGUGCGAGUGUAAUGCCCUAUAUAGGGCCUCCGUGUAGCACAUAAUAUUAUGAUAAACGGAGCGUUCCGAAUCUCUUUCCAACUGUAAAGUUUCGCAGAGGAUGUAUUUUUCCUACAAUGCAUAAUAUCAGUUUCUCAGGGUGCGGCCAACAUUCCCUCGUUGUUUCAGUUAUGUGUGUUUUUCUACUUGUUGCUUGUAUUAAAUUUUCUAUUUCUUUUCUUUCGUUCUUUGCCAAGCCCAGAGAUGUUUGCACAUAACAAUAUCAUCACAAUAUU